This is a messenger RNA of Daldinia vernicosa, 1775 nucleotides long. Its product is annotated as MFS general substrate transporter. The transcript has 5 exons. Gene Ontology annotation, biological process: transmembrane transport. Lineage: Eukaryota; Fungi; Ascomycota; Sordariomycetes; Xylariales; Hypoxylaceae. Gene Ontology annotation, molecular function: transmembrane transporter activity. Gene Ontology annotation, cellular component: membrane. The record is from RefSeq and is a predicted model, not a curated record. The coding region runs from base 108 to 1775 and encodes 555 amino acids.
GGCUCUCGGUAACACACCUUUACAUCAUAUGCUUCGCUUAUAUCACAAGCCGUCGUCAAGUUGCGGGUUAGAAAAGGGUAUCUUACCAUACUACAGGAAGCAUCACAAUGGGUGUGACCAAAGCAUCGGCAACAGAAGCCGAAUAUGCAACCCCAUUGCCAGACCCCAAUCAGGAAGGACGUGAUGGCAAUGGCAGCAAAGACAUCGCAGCCUCGUUUCUCGCCAAAAAUGUUGCCGGGCAGAGGAUAUCCAUAACUCCUGCCGAGUCGGCGCGUGUCCUACGACGCAUCGACACUGUCAUACUCCCUAUCAUGCUGACAGUAUACUUCCUGCAAGGCCUCGACAAGACGACGCUUGCAUACGCUUCAGUAUUCGGACUAAUCGAGGACACUGGACUUGCGGGCAACCAAUACAGUUGGCUGGGCAGCAUCGUAUACCUAGCACAGCUUGUCAUGCAGCCACCGCUGGCAUGGUUGCUCGUGCGCUUACCUAUCGCCAAGUUCACAAGCACUAUGGUGCUCCUAUGGGGUAUCUCGCUCACCUGCAUGGCAUCUGCGCAUAGCUUUGGCGGCCUGCUAGCUACGCGUUUCUUCCUAGGCGUGUUUGAGGCGAGCGUUGCGCCUAGCUUUGUUGCUAUUACGCAGAUGUGGUGGAGGAGACGCGAGCAGACUGUUAGAACUAGUUAUUGGUAUGCCAUGAAUGGAUUUACGAAUAUGUUCGGCAGUUUAAUCACCUAUGGUCUUGGCCACAUAUCAUCACAACUACGUUCCUACCAGAUCAUAUUCCUGUUUUUCGGAAUUAUCACCGUUGCAUUUAGCUUUGUCAUGUUGGCCUUUAUGCCAGACUCACCGGUAGAGGCAAAGUUCCUAAACGACGAAGAUAAGCUAAUAGCCGUUGAGCGGUUGCGCAUGAACCAAAUGGGAGUAGUAUCACGCGAGUGGAGAAAUGACCAUUUAAAGGAGGCCUUACUAGACCCUAAGUCGUGGCUCUGGUUCGCACUGUUAUUCUCGAUCAGUAUCCCGUCUGGCGGGAUCUCAACAUUCGGACCGUUAAUAGUGAAGACUUUUGGAUUCGAUCCAUUCGGGACUAUCCUCUUCAAUAUCCCUUUUGGGUUCGUACAGCUAGUCGCGACUGUUGGCGGGGCUUUUGUGGCUCAGAAAAUCAAGAUGAAGGGGCCUGUUAUCGCCGCGCUUUGUCUGCCCCCUAUAGCUGGCUGUGUGAUGCUUAUGGUACUUCCCAGAGAUGUUUCUCACCGAGCACCCCUUUUAGCUGGGUACUACCUCAUAUCUGUUUAUCCAGGAAUUACCCCGCUCGUUUACUCCUGGGCAUCGCAAAACACGGCUGGAGAUACCAAAAAGAAGUGUACCAAUGCCAUACUUUUCAUCGGUCAAUCCGUGGGAAACGUAGUUGGUCCGAUGUUAUACUCACAGACAGAAGCGCCAGGCUACGCCAAGGGCCUGCGUUCGAACCUAGCGCUCUAUAUUGCAAUCAUCGCACUAGUCGGGAUAACUACUACAUACCUCAGGGUUCUGAAUGCGGCACAUGCUAAGAGACGGGUUGCUAUGGGUAAGAGUGCUGUUAUCGUUGAUACCAGCCUAGACUCUGCAGAGGUGGCAGCGGCGCAACAAACUGGCGAUGAUGUGGAUAAGAACACUAGGAACGCCGAGGAAGGUGAUGUCGCUGCCGCUUCUAAUGAGGAUGUGGAAAGGCCCGGUGAGAGAGCAUUUGAGAACUUAACUGACCUCCAGAAUGAGGAGUUCGUCUUUGUCUUCUAA